GUUAAGGACGUUACAUUAAUUUUGAUUGGCUAUGUGUGAAAUUCCGAACGAUAAUAUACAAAAUCGAAGCGUGUGAGUUCCGACUGUUGAUUGCGGUGACAAAAAGUAGUGUUAAACCUUCCUUUUAAAUGCUUGAGUGACAGAUUACAGAUGCCAUUCUAUUAUGGAUGCUAAAAUGAUGUACAACGUUGUGUAUUAGACCAGAUGGUCGUGUAAUUUCACUGUUCACAAACAAAACACAGACCGGCUUUUCCGCCGAGAAGUGAACUUUACAAGAUGGAUGUACUACCGAGUGGAAACAUUUUUCGUGAGCUUCAAGUGGUGCAUGAUACUGGAUAUUUUUCGGCUCAACCAUCUCUAGAAGAUCGUUGGCAACAGAAUUGUUUGGAAAUGGAAAGAUACUUAAAAAGUGAACCAAAAUUAACUUCUUACAAAAAAAUAUCGGACACAAAUCCAUGGGACGAUUGUGUAAAUUGUGAAUCAAAGUAUACAGAACCUGACGGUAUCCGAUUAGAAAUGAAAGACGAAAACGGUGAAUAUCAUCAUUUAGCCGAUUUAGACGAUUACGAAGGAUCAGAUGAUGAGGAUGAUGAUGAUGAUGAAGAUGGGAAUGAAACGGAAACGGAAGAAAGACUUCAACAAUUAGCACAUUUAAAUCUAAAUGAUCCGUGUUCGGAUAGAAUUAGUUUACAU
Mytilus trossulus (common blue mussel) is the source of this 693-nucleotide messenger RNA. Its product is annotated as Krueppel-like factor 6. Lineage: Eukaryota; Metazoa; Mollusca; Bivalvia; Mytilida; Mytilidae. The record is from RefSeq and is a predicted model, not a curated record. The annotation marks the transcript as partial. The transcript has 2 exons.